AUAGAGAACUGAGAUAGCUGCAGAUAACUGCUUUUGUCUUCUUCUGUAUCAUUUUGUCAAAUUCUGUGUUCAGCCGAGCACAGCCGACCGUUUUGGAGUAUUCCGUGGGACGAUUUUCUACGAUUUUUCCUUGCUUGGCAUUAAACUAAAUAAGUCGUCGAAAUUAUGGAUUUAUUAGGAUCCAUUCUAAAAUCCAUGGACAAGCCACCGUCGGUAAACGAGAAGCAGAAGGCCCUUAUGAAAAAACAGCGGGAGGAAUUUCAGAAGUGUCAAAAGGCCGAGGCAGAAAAGUUGAAGCUCUUCCGGCAGAAGGUUGAAGAGAAGAUUAAUAAGUUCGUACAAGAUGACAACGCAAAGGAAUAUAAAUUUCCUGCCAUGGAUCAGAUAUACAGAAGUAUUAUUCAUGAUGUAGCAGAAGUGGCGAAUAUCCUGGCGUAUUCCUUCGGCGAGGAAGGCGUUGAUCGAUACAUCAUGAUCUUCAAGAAGGAGCACGCGCCUUCGGAGGAUCAGUUAAACACACUGCGCAAAGGUGAAGAGUGGAAUGAAGAAGUUGCAAAAAGACUGAAAGAGGAGAGAGAAAGGAAGGCUAGAGAGGACUCCGAGUAUGCGAAGUCUAGGAAACGAAAGGAGAAUUUCGUGCCCAACAGCUACUACAAGGAUAAAUAUCAGCACUUGAUCGGCAAGGAGGCUGCAUUGGAAGCAGCUCGAAAAACGGAAGCCAAUAGUAGUUAUGGAUGUGUUCCCAGUGAAAACAAGAAGGAUCAAAGAAGUAUAGAACAAACUCUAGCCGAUAUACGCGCCAAGAAAAGGAGACUGGAAAUGAACAAUGAAACUAGUAAUUGCAGCGACAACAGUACAAAAUAAUGCUAUUAUAUAUAAAUAAUCAUAGGCA
This is a messenger RNA of Trachymyrmex cornetzi, 892 nucleotides long. Its product is annotated as sperm-associated antigen 7 homolog. NCBI's taxonomy places the organism in Eukaryota, Metazoa, Arthropoda, Insecta, Hymenoptera, Formicidae. The record is from RefSeq and is a predicted model, not a curated record. Gene Ontology annotation, molecular function: nucleic acid binding. The transcript is spliced from 5 exons. The coding region runs from base 166 to 864 and encodes 232 amino acids.